CAAUUUGUAUUCCUCCGUAGAGCCACAGCCUGGGCUGCGUUGUUGCAGUCGGAGAAGACGCCACAUCCCAAUCAACCUCGCCGGGAAUAAAUAAAAUAAAAAUAAAAUAAAAUAAAAAGCGUUAGCCUCUUCCACUUUAUCGCCUUUCUUUAAUUCUUCCAAAUCUGCGAAUUCAGGCACACAAUAAUCCAAUUCCCCUUUCAUCCGCAAUUCAUCGAUUCCACGAAACAAAUCCCUAACCGACUCGAUCUACUUUGAGGUCGAACACGAAACCGGCGUAAUGGCGGCGCCGAACAUGGAUCAGUUCGAAGCGUAUUUCAGGAGAGCAGAUUUGGACGGAGAUGGCAGAAUCAGUGGAGCCGAAGCUGUCUCUUUCUUUCUGGGAUCCAAUUUGCCCAAACCAGUCCUCGCUCAGGUAUGGGCGUAUGCUGAUCAGGCUAAAACUGGUUUCCUUGGGCGCGCGGAGUUUUUUAACGCUCUGAGGUUAGUAACUGUGGCUCAGAGUAAGCGAGAUUUAACGCCUGAUAUUGUGAAGGCAGCGUUGUUUGGUCCUGCUGCUGCUAAAAUCCCUGCACCGCAGAUUAAUCUUGCUGCGAUUCCUCAACCGCAGCAAAAUCCGAGGCCCGGUGCUGGUUCUGUUGGGCAGAUGGGUGUUACUGCACCACCCACGUCAGCUCAGAGUUUUGCCUAUAGAGGACAAGGGUUGGCAGGUCCUGUUGCAAACCCACAAUAUUAUCCUUCGCAGCAGAAUCCUGCCCUGAGACCUCCUCAAUCCAUGCCUGCUAGUGGCGGUCCGCAUCCACAACAGGGUGUUGCAGGUUCACGUCCGCAACAAAGUAUUCCAGGUCUGCUACCACAACAAGGUGUUCCAGGUCUGCAACCACAACAGGGUGUUCCAGGUCCACGUCCACGUCCACAACAGGGUGUUGCAGGUCCGGAUAUCACUAGAGGAGUUAACAUGGGUGGUCACAAUUUCUCAAAUCCUGGGGGCUCGAAUGAUUGGAGUGGAAGGCCUGGUACGGUUGCUACCAGACCUGCAGGAAUCACUCCGUCAGCUGCCUUACCAUCCUCAACAUCGCCGGUCUCGCCAAUGCCCCAGCCAACAACUGUUAACACUAGAGCAUUAGGUGUUUCUGGAAAUGGUUUCUCUUCCAAUUCAGUUUUGGGCAAUGAUUUCUUGUCUGCUGCCUCAUCCACACCGAAACAAGAACCUGCUGGACAGGGUUAUUCUGUUAGCAAUGUCUCAUCAGCAAUUGUUCCUGUUUCCACUGGUGCCCAACCUGCAAGUAGGCAAAAUUCACUUGAUUCAUUGCAGAGUGCAUUCUCGUCAAUGCUGCCUGCAAAUAGUCAGUUACAGCGGGCACAGUCUCCAUCAAACAGAAGCCAGCAAAUCUCACCACCGGCUUCUUCUCCGCAUACCCCAUCUGGAAUGACAGUUGGAUUUGGGAAUGCAAAUUCAGACAAUUCACAGAAUUCUUGGCCAAAAAUGAAACCUUCUGAUGUGCAGAAGUAUACAAAGGUGUUUAUGGAAGUCGACACUGACAGGGAUGGGAAAAUCACUGGGGAGCAGGCACGCAGUCUAUUUUUAAGCUGGAGAUUGCCAAUAGAUGUCUUAAAGAAGGUGUGGGACUUGUCUGAUCAGGACAAUGAUAGCAUGCUUUCUUUGAAGGAGUUCUGCUUUGCUCUUUAUUUGAUGGAACGGUUCAGGGAAGGUCGCCCUCUUCCACAGUCUCUUCCAAGCAAUGUUAUGUUUGACGAGACACUGAUGUCUAUGACAGGCCAACCAAAAAUUGCUUAUGGAAAUGCAGCCUGGGGUACUGGCCAAGGUUUUCAGCAGCAACAAGGGAUGCCAGGUGCUCGGCAAGUUGCACCAACAGCUGGUUUGAGGCCACCUGUGCAUGGAAGUUCUGCCCGGGCUGAUGGCAUAACUCAGUCCAAUCAGCAAAAGUCAGGAACACCUGUGUUGGAAGAUUCCUUUUUGAACCGCACAGAUAAUGGUGAGCAAAAUAUAUUGAACUCAGAUCCUCAAGGGGAUAUGACCGCAGAGAAAAAGUCUGAAGAAACUCAGAAUGUGAUUUUGGAUUCAAAAGAGAAGAUCGAGUUUUACCGCAACAAAAUGCAGGAACUGGUUCUGUAUAAAAGCAGAUGUGAUAAUCGACUAAAUGAGAUUACAGAAAGGGCAUCAGCAGAUAAGCGUGAAGCAGAAUCAUUGGGCAAGAAAUAUGAAGAGAAAUACAAACAAGUAGCAGAAAUAGCAUCGAAAUUGACUGUAGAAGAAGCUAAGUUUCGUGAUAUACAGGAAAGGAAGGUGGAGUUGCAGCAAGCCAUUGUCAAAAUGGUACAAGGAGGCAGUGCAGAUGGUAUUCUUCAGGUCCGUGCUGAACGCAUACAGUCAGAUCUUGAGGAGUUAUUUAAGGCUCUAGCUGAACGUUGCAAGAAACAUGGGAUAGAUGUGAAGUCAAUUACAAUGGUUCAGCUUCCUGCUGGUUGGCAACCUGGAAUUCCAGAGGAAUCAGCUCUUUGGGAUGAAGAUUGGGAUAAGUUUGAGGAUGAAGGAUUUGCUAAUGAUCUCACUUUUGAUACAAAGAAUGCAUCUUCAAAACCAAAACCUGCAUUAAUUCACGGAGAGCAAAAUUUUGCUGAUGAUAAUUCUGUACUUGGUUCACCUGUGAACGCAAAUGGGAAGCAAGAACAUUCUGUUAAUGGUGAUUAUACAGUUGAGGAUGAAUCCUAUGCACACAGUGAAGAUGAGUUGGCAAGAAGCCCCCAUGAUAGUCUAGCUAGGAGGAGCACAGUGGGGAGUCCUUCUCAAGACUUUUCAAAUGAUCAUUUUAAAGGUUCUGAAGCAGAUGCAGAAACACAUAGAAGUUUCGAUGAAUCAACCUGGGGGGCAUUUGACAACGAUGAUGUCGACUCUGUGUGGGGUUUUAACACUAAGCCCAAGGAAUCUGACUUCGAGCAGAGAGAUUUCUUUAAAUCUGAUGAUUUUGGUCUAAACCCAGUUAGAACAGGAUCUACACAUACAGAUGGCAUGUUCCAGACAAAAAGCCCAUUUACUUUUGAUGAUUCAGUGCCUGCAACUCCAGUUUCCAAGUUCGAAAACUCUCCGAGGUACAGUGAGGCAGGGGAUCACUUCUAUGACAUGUCAAGGUUUGAUUCCUUUAGGCAUGAAGGUGGGUAUUCUCCACAACCAGAGGGGCUCACGAGAUUUGAUUCCAUAAGUAGCAGCAAGGAUUUUGGCUUCGGUAACGACAAAUUCACAAGGUUUGAUUCAAUGAGUAGCAGCAAGGAUUUUGGCUUCGGUAACGACAAAUUCACAAGGUUUGAUUCCAUGAGUAGCAGUAACGAUUUCGGCUUUGGUCAUCAGGGGCAUGCAAGGUUUGACUCAAUCAGUAGCACCAAGGACUUCGGUCACAGUGGUCCAUUCUCUUUCGAUGACUCUGAUCCCUUCGGCUCCUCUGGCCCUUUUAAGGUCUCUUCAGAAAAUCAUUCUCCGAAGAAAGGCUCAGAUAGCUGGAGUGCAUUCUAGCCUGCAAUCCAACUCGUCCCGGUUUUUCUUUCUUGUUUCCAUUUCCUUGAUUGUUCAUCAUAGCAUAUUAUUUUUUGUGUAUAGCUAGAAGAAAAGCUAUUGUAUGGUGUGACCAAUGUAUCAGUUUCAAGAGAGCUUUUUCUAUAUAUUUUUUUUUGGUAAUGCCCGGAUGUGUGUGAAUGAUGGAUAGAUAAAAUUAAAUGUCUUGACGUGUAAUAUGUACUACUAAGUUUAAUGGCAAGUGCAUGGAAUUUUUUCUUUCUUUC
This is a messenger RNA of Cajanus cajan (pigeon pea), 3795 nucleotides long. RefSeq names its product Calcium-binding EF hand family protein. Gene Ontology annotation, biological process: endosomal transport; endocytosis. Gene Ontology annotation, molecular function: calcium ion binding; protein binding. NCBI's taxonomy places the organism in Eukaryota, Viridiplantae, Streptophyta, Magnoliopsida, Fabales, Fabaceae. The record is from RefSeq and is a predicted model, not a curated record. Gene Ontology annotation, cellular component: plasma membrane; cytoplasm; nucleus.